Bursaphelenchus okinawaensis is the source of this 1125-nucleotide messenger RNA. The record is from the annotation of a GenBank genome assembly. NCBI's taxonomy places the organism in Eukaryota, Metazoa, Nematoda, Chromadorea, Rhabditida, Aphelenchoididae.
AUGAAGAUCACAACGGCCACCUUCUUGGCCUCUUCCAUCUCAGGAAUCACGUUGAUCGUGUCGCUCUACUGCAUCGCCACCAUCUACACCGACAUCCAGCAGACAUGGGACCUGUUGGACCAGGAGAUGGGCGUGUUCCGUGUCGCCACCGACGACAUGUGGAGAGAUAUGAUGCGCUUGGGCUCGACCCGUCAACGUCGUAACGCCUACGACAACACCCCAGAAUCCGGCAACGGCUACGACUCACCAUCAGGACCAUCCGGCUCCGGACCACAGGGACCAUCCGGCCCAAGCGGCUCAGGCUACGACACCCCAUCCGGACCAUCCGGUUCGGGACCAUCAGGCCCAUCUGGUGCCGGACCCAAGGGACCAGGCGGUGCCGCUCCAGGCACUCCAGGAGGCGCUGCUCCACCAUCCGUCCCACCAGGCCUCCAAUCCGAGGGAGGACCAGGCGGUCCAGGUGGAUGCCAAUGCAAGACUGCCGAAGCCAACAAGUGCCCAGCCGGACCACCAGGACAGAAGGGUCUUCCAGGUAAGGCUGGUAUCCCAGGCCAGCCCGGUUUGGACGGUAUCCCAGGCAAGGACGCCGAGGACGUCAGCCCCGAACGCCAAGACAGCGGCGCCUGCUUCCACUGCCCAGCCGGUCAACAAGGCCCACCCGGUGCCAUCGGCCGCCCCGGACCACGCGGACACAACGGAGCCAAGGGACAAGCCGGUCUUCCAGGCCGCGACGGAAACCCAGGAACUCCAGGAGAACAAGGACCACCAGGACCAGCCGGACAAGUUGGACCAGCCGGUUUGCCCGGAGACAAGGGCCGCGACGCCGAACACCCAAUCGGUCGUCCCGGACCACGCGGUGCUCGUGGACCAGCCGGACCACAAGGACCAGAAGGAGACGAAGGAAAGACUGCCGGACCAGGCCCAGCUGGACCACAAGGACCACCCGGCCCACCAGGACCACAAGGAGCCCCAGGACCACUCGGUUCCGAGGGAGAGGAGGGACCAUCCGGCCGUCCAGGCAAGGACGCCGAAUACUGUCCAUGCCCAACCCGCUCCGGCGAAGGUGGCUUCGGCCCAGGCGCUGGCAGCAACGGAGCCGGCAACAACGGCAACUACAGACAAUAA